CCAAAGUCUGCAUGCUCCGGCAGGCGCGCCGCCUCGACAGGCGAGUGUGGGCGUGAGCAAAGGUUUAAAAGAGGCGCGACGCCUUCAUCCUCAGAAUUCGUUUCGGGCACAGCCGUGGGUUUUCCUUUUUGGGAUUUAACAGAAACCGCGGCCCGAUGGCGCCAGACAACAGCUCCGUGCUGCUAAAAAACGAGAGCAUCGUGGACAGCACGGCCUCCACCACCACGGGCGCGCUUAUCCUCAGCCUGGUCUUCCUCGUGGGCUUCCCCGGCAACCUCUUCGUCAUCUGGAGCAUCGCGGCCCGUGCCCGAAAGCAGACCAUCACCACCCUCCUCAUCCUCAACCUCGCCAUCGCCGACGGUUCGCUGAUGGCGCUGACGCCGUUCUUCAUCGCCUACUUGGUGAUGAAGCGGUGGGCGUUUGGGACCGUCAUGUGUAAGGUGCUCUUCUACCUGUGCCUGGCCAACAUGUACGCCUCCAUCUACGUCAUCACCCUCAUGAGCCUCUAUCGACUGCUGGCCGUACUGCGGCCCCAGCGCAUAAGCGCCACGGUGGGCCACAGGACGGUGACGUGGACGCUGGCGCUCACGUGGGCGCUGGUGGCGCUCGCCUCCGCGCCCGCCCUCAUCUUCCGGGACGUGAGGACGAGUGCCGACCGCGCCAUCUGCGACUCGUACCACGAUGAGGACAGUCACACGGUCAUCCAAUACACGCUGGAGCUGGUCUUGGGCUUCCUGAUCCCAUACAGCAUCGUGGUGGUCAGCUACAUCUGCAUCCUGCGCCGCAUCCGCCAGACCAAAUUCCGCCGACGCAUCCGCAGCGAGAAGCUCAUCCUGGCCAUCGUGGUGACAUUCUGCGUCUUCUGGCUGCCCUACCACCUCGUCAACACGGUGCAGGUCACGUGGGCGCUCUGUCCCGAGAGUUCGGUCAAAGCAACGCUGGCGAAAAUCUGGCACCGGAGCCGCGCGGUCACGUCCUCGGUGGCCUUCGUCAGCAGCUGCGCCAACCCGGUGCUGUACUUCUUCGCGGGCAAGUCCUAUAUCCGGCGAGAGGGUCUGGCCUUCAUGGCCCGCCUGUUCGAGGCGGCCGGUCUGGACUCGGUCACCAGGAAGAGUCGUCAGAAUAGCCAGAACAGCCGCGACAGGGACAAGGAGGCGGACGGCGUCACGCUGAAGGACAAAGUUCAGGAGUCCACCUCGAGCUCCGCCGUCAAAGCGCCGAAGCAUCAGACGUGACGCCGCCGCAGGCUGCCGUUUUCAAUGUCCGUCCGUCGGCACAGUCGACCGUCUCGACGAACAACGAGGACAGCAACGCGUUGUCGCGUCGCAGGUCAAAAGAGGACCUCCGGCACUUUUUCCGCCGCGGCCCGUGUCGGUGUAUCGCACUGAAAGUCUGAAAGUCCAAAUGCGUGUUUGUGUGGCAGACGAGGUCCAAAUAAAGAAAACGGAAAGCA
Messenger RNA from Phyllopteryx taeniolatus (common seadragon), 1453 nucleotides. Its product is annotated as leukotriene B4 receptor 1-like. Gene Ontology annotation, molecular function: complement receptor activity; leukotriene receptor activity. Gene Ontology annotation, biological process: inflammatory response; complement receptor mediated signaling pathway; positive regulation of cytosolic calcium ion concentration. The transcript is spliced from 5 exons. The record is from RefSeq and is a predicted model, not a curated record. Bases 156 to 1235 code for a protein of 359 amino acids. Lineage: Eukaryota; Metazoa; Chordata; Actinopteri; Syngnathiformes; Syngnathidae. Gene Ontology annotation, cellular component: plasma membrane.